CGAUACUCGUAAAAUCGUUCCGAGGCGUUGAACGCUACGGUAUAGUGUUAUCCGCACAUCACAUAGGGUAUCCGUCGGUCAGCUUGCUCACGGAAUCGGUUGGAGUAAGACAUAUUUGUUUGUGAAGCAUACCAGAACUAUAUGUUUAUCUGUGAACUUAAAAUACUAAAGAAUGUUUAAUCGGUGUUGUGUUAAUGGUAUUGUUAUCAGGAAAAUGAAUCCUGACAAAGGAGACCAAAAACCAAGGAUUAGCUUUCACUGCUCGUUGUAUACUGUUCAGUGUUAGGAAAGCCAAGCGGAAUAAUUGACAAAGGCACACCCCCAUUUCCGAAUCUGGUUUGGUCUUUGACACGGAAAAUAUGUGCGUUGCACUGCACCGGCAGCAGACCAAAACCAGCAGAUCCGAUUAGUGUACGGCGAGCCGAACGAACAGCAGCAACUAUCUGGCAGGACAAUAUGUGUGCCACGGUCAACAACGGGCCUGCCGUCCUGCGUGGCUUCCCGAGAGCUGCGAUAAAGGCAGCCAGAAAAUAAUAAGACGAAAAAAAAUCAUCCGUUUCCCUGUCGUUCGGUAUACAAACAGCUUCGGCGAGCUUUUCCCUAGGAGCAGUGUGUAGCUAGCAGUUUGGAAGUUAUUUGUGGCGUGCUUCUGCUGGCGAAAAGAAGGAAAACAAUAUUGUUGGUUCUCGGAUUCCCAACCACAAAAGUGAAGUGAAAAAGUGCUUGUGCUUUGCCCUCACUCGAGAGAAUAUCAUAAAAUCAAUAAAAUAAUCAUAAAAGUAAGGCUGUAUACACAGCUGUUUCUGUGCAAGAAAUAACAUAAGUGGAAAUCGGCGGUGGUGGUUCUUCUAACUGGUCGCGAAGCUGGCAAUUCGACCGACCGGCCAUUUAAGAGCGUUGAUAAGUGUUGAGUAAAUGCUCAUUUUUUGUGGAAGGAUUACUGCAUCGUGAUAGUAGUGAGCAAAAUCAACAGGACGACAAAAGCUUUCUCUCGCAAAGCUUUCCACUAGUGUAGCUACGGUCAUCGCCAGUGUUGGUGUUAGUGCCCUGUCAGGCGAGGUGGGUGAUCACUCCCACCCACCCAUCCUGUGGUGUAUAGCAGGCAGUCGAAACCCAAGAAAAUAGAAGAUGCACGGUAAGGAAAUCGUCCAGCUUUCGCUUUGACACACAUAGCAAGUACCUGCUGAGAAGAGCAUAAAAAGCGAACCGCAGGAAAAGGAUGGGGCCUGCACUUUGCGAAACAAUUGUGCUCUGUUAAAAUUUUAAAACACAUUUGAUGUUGAAAGUGUGACUUUUCCUUCGGAUUGGGUUUCGGAUAAAAGGACCACAUUCAUUGCUCUAUAAAAAGAAGGUUAAUGCUUUGCAUACAUUUAAAAUAACGCCCCAGAAGUGAACAUAAGUGAAUGGCAAUCUGAGUGUUUUGUGUGAGCCAAUCGGAGGCAGAUAUAGUGAACUUGGAUUGGGAUGAGGUGGUCCACCGUCCUAUCCGUUGUCGUCGUCGUUGUUGUUUUUGUUGUCGCAAAGCAGUAUUCAGGUAGCGCCAGCAUAGUGGUAGAAACCAGGUGCAACUUGCUGAGUGGCUGCUGUACCAACAAUGAGGAGUGAUAGCUCGGAGCUUCUGCUCGAGCAACAAGCAGAAGAGGUACGCAAGAAGAAGUUGCUAGAGCUAGCGGCUGCCAAAAAGGCGAAAAGUGGUCCUCCACCGAAACGAACGCUGCGCGAAAAUGCCAGCUUCUACACUACUUCCAGUUUGGCGUUCCUCUCGGUGACGGCAGGAGCGUCGUUACUGUUUCUGGUUCCUCUGUAUGUCGAUCCGGCUAUAUCAACGCUGGUCGGCGACUUCGUUGAGCAACCUACGAUGUGUGUUACGACGCGGCGUGAAGAUAUGACCGGGUUGUUCAACUGCUCGUGGAGCUCGUGCCGCGAAGGUUGCACCUCGGAUGUGUUCAAGUGCACUCAUAUUUAUGUGACGUUCAUCGACGAUCUAAACUUUACGUUUCCUUUCAAUGCGACGCCCUCGGAGCUGUUCAAUCUGACCGAUAUCGAGCGGUCGGACGAAGCGAUACUGCUGGUGAACAUUAAGGGUUGCGGCUAUCCGCCCGCGAUUAAGUGCAAAAACUUCACCGAUCUGUACGGCUUCGAGGGCGCAGUUUUUCCGUGCUACUACUCGAAACAGAACAAAACGGUCGUGAUGACCUUCUACAACCGGGAGGACCAGGUGCAAACGAUCAUCCAUUUUUUCGUGGUUCCAUUCAUCGUCACGGUGAUCUCGUCGGUGCUUCUCUGCUUAAUGCACUGUGAUUGUAGAUGUAAGAAGGAGCGACGACGCCGGCAUCGGCACCGGAGGCCUAGGAUAGAGAAUCUCAGUGAUUCAUCGAUAUCGACCCGGGUGGACAUGCUGACACCCGCAAUCGAAGUAUACAAACCACCUCUCUGACACAAGGAUGACACCCUGGAGAGCAACCUCGGCAAUCCGUCGACCAGUAGCGAUCUAUGACGAGGUGCACUGUCGCUGACGGUACGCUUCUUCCUCGUGCAGGCUGACAUUGCUUCAGUCUAUCUGGUCACCGGAUAGUUGGUGAUGGGAAAUUACCAAGCGGUGAUGCUAUAGAACAGAUAACCGUACACAUCCCAGCCAACGCAACGUGAUAUGCCCACCGAAGCUGCUGUUUCGUCCUGCUUUGCCGGGCUGUGUGAGUUACUUCGAAACGAUAACCACUUGUCGCUUGCAGACGUGGGUUGUGUGUUUGCUAUUACUAUAACCACUUGCUAGCUACAAGCAUCAACCACCGCCGGAGAAGGAUUCCAUGCGGACGCACACGUAAGUGUCAUAACUAUGCUGUCGGGUUGAGCAAUCAAGGCGUAGUAUGUCUUUAAUAUAUGUAAGAAAGUUCAGAUGAGUCCGCAGGAAACUUGCGAUGACGGGUGAGGGGAUGGGGGGACUCAUUGCAGGACGAUAAUGCCACUGGUUUUCCAUCUCACGUUGCAUGAGUAACGGUAAUGACAAUGGAUGUUGAUGCUGGAUGAAAGCUGCAUAGACAAAGCCGGUGCUGUGGUGCAUGACGGAAUACACGUGGCAGCCCUUGAGCUUAGAUUACUGAGGUAAUGAAUAUAAAUAUAAAUAUGUUUGAAUAUGCAAUAUGCAUAUGAAGGUUGUUCGAAGGAGAAUCAACAGACCCAACCGACGCUAUUUGCUCCACUUCGUUGAAGUGCAUAAUGAGUCCAUGCUUAUUGCCAUGUGUCUCAAAGAACUUGAUAAAAUAUUCCUUCUCGAUUGCAUAAUUUGCUCGUAUUAAUCAGGCUAAAUUUUCUCAAGGUUUUAAAUGUACGAACGAGUUUGUUUGUUGAAUUACUAUAUGUAUAGGUAUUGUAAUCCGAUUUUAUCUGGUUUAUCAUAAACAUUUGCCAGCUACAUAUAAAAGAUAAAUUAAGACACCAUCCAUGAUAGUAUGGUUCACUCGUUCGCCCUAUUUUGAGUUAUCGGCAAAAGUGGCCCUAACAGCAAAAACCUCAAUCAAGCGUACAGAAAUAAUAAAUGUCACAUUCAUGGCCAUUUGAUAGAAAUAAAAACAAUGAAGAGUUUACAUUUGUACACGUAUCCAUGGAUUGUAUUAUCGAUUGUCAGCCAUUCCUGUUGGCAAUCGUUCUCAUUGACAACGUCAUUGUUACUGCCGUUGGCGUAAUCCACAUAUCGGCUAAAUAGCAGAGUUGUUGAUGGCAAAUCAAAAGACCGGAAGUAAACAGCACCUGGCGGGAGGUACUAGCUUUGUGGGUGUUAGUAUACAUCACUUGGUGUGUUGAUGUAUCCAUGUAGAUAGGGGCGAUCAAGUGGAAGAAACUCAAGCGCGGCGGCAACGGUGUCUUCGGUGGCAGCACUAUACAAACUGAGGAACUAGUCUCUUUUGGGUGUCAAAAUAAGCGAUCUAUACUAGGAUAACAACCAAUGAACUAGAUCAAAACCAUCUAAUUAUAGGAACAUAAAAACCGUUAUGAAAAUCUAUACACACCGACUGUGUCGUAUAAAAGGCGUAAAGAUUAACCUGUAGUAAACAAUCUAGAAGACUAAGGACAAGUUUAGCUUAAGUAGGAUUAAACAAGGUAAACUAGCAUGUAAGAAAUAAAGGACUACCAAAUAUUUAGUGUAUUUGCAAUGAAUAAAACCCCAUUAGUAAGGCUAAGUUUUCUUUUGUCGUAAAAGGCGAUGAGAAUUUUGCAGCAUUAUAGAACAAAUUAAACACAUUAGGAGCAAUCGAAAAGUAAUGAAAAUCAUGGCAAGGGUAUCAAAAUUGAAGACAGCAAUAAUCGGCUAGAAAUGGACAUUUCGUGAGACUUGGUAAUAAUCGAUAGGAUACAUUCUCAGUUUCUAUCAUAUUAGGUUCUAGCGGUUGUAGGUUUUAGUUCAGUUGGACGUCAAAUUGCUGGAAAACACACUCAACAUAUGUAUUAGCUGGUAGACGAUGCAUGUAAGAGCCGUGUGUUAGAAGACAUUGUUGUUUUACGUUUGCUUCCGCGAUAUCGAUGAAAUUAAAAGCCUUCAACUAGUAACUGCCAAAGCCAUUAAAAUGCAAAACACAUAAAAUCCAUACAUAAAUAGAAACACUAUCGCUCACCGGACGAAAGGUCAACGUGUCAAACAAGCCUACGAGAGUAUAUAAAUUGAUUGUUGUGUUUUUUGUUAACUUUCUAAUAAAACCGAUCUGUCAAUGUGAAUGGUGCUAGCUGACAUUAUAGGUGUGUUAUAGAGUUUCGUUUUAAAUGUUAAUUCGAUGAAACGUUUAAAUAUUAUUACUUAGUUGAUAUUUUUUUCUAUUAAAAUGUGGCAUUGUGGCAAAGCUAGAAACACUACUGGGAAAAUGGGACACCGUGUUAAGACGGAACGAUUUCCGAACGAGAUAGUGUCAUAUACACCCAAAAUCCGGCGGGUACGUUUCUAUUACUUUUGGGUAAAAUUCUAUUGCCUUUUGGAAACCAGACUACGCAAUUGCGCAUUGCGGUAUUAAACCCGUACUAUAAAUUUCGGUGGCUGUACAGUGUACGUGUGUGUGCAUCACACAACCAAACACUUUUUCAGUAUGUGUCAAGCUCGGCUCUGUGCGUAUGUAGGAUAAUUCAGUCAAUUUCUAUGAUAGUACUAGUAUCGAGUCAAACCAACCGGAGUUCUGGAGGAUAUCUGCCGGAAUUCAAGCUGCAAUCUGUCCCAAUAUUUACUGAAACCUGCAGGAAUUACGGAUUUUUCCUGGGUAGGUUGAAUAGUGAAAUAAAAAAAAAUUAAAUUCAAUAUGAUGCUUUGUACCGGUUCGGAUCUAGCUACAGACCCAGACUACAGAUUCAGACCAGUCCAAAUAUUCGAACUAGUUCAGUCGCACCAGUUCCAGGAUCCGAACUAGUCCCCGGAUCUGAACCAGUUCCAGGAUCCGGACCAGUUCCCGGAUCCGGGCCAGUUCCCGGAUCAGAACCACUUCUCGGAUCUAGCCUAUCCCCUUUUUCCCCUUACCAGGUCCGGACUUGAACCAGGCCCAGGCUUGGUGCUUUGAUGUAGAUCCAGACAAGUGUCUGGAUCCGGAGCCUCGGUUCGGAUACGUGGAUCCAAACCAUAGUACUGGAAGGACAGUUAGUGUUUUGUGCUGUCGCCACCUUGCUGUUGACGUUCGGGAUAGAAAAGAAAUUUCAAUUUAACACCGACCGGAAUACCCCCCACUAUUCUGAGUCGGGUUAUUCUAACUGAGCCGAUCCUCAAACAUAAAAUGUGUCGUGUAGAGAAAACCAAAGCCCGUCUCUAUACACAUUGUGUUCGCUUUGCUACAUGCGCAAAAAAUGACAAGCGAAUGGUACACACUUCUAGACAAUCCGACGUGUUUAUAUUUAUUGUAUAGAGUUCUACGCAAAUCAUUUCACACACACAAAUUGGGGCGGUUUGUUUUCCUCCAGCUAUCAUAUAUAAAACUCUCAACCAAUUUAAACGUUUGAAAUAGCUCGACUACAGUAUUUAUAAUGGUGUUGAAAUGCUCUAUCUCGCCGUAAAACUUAAUCCGUCAGGUUCCAUCAUGAAAAUAAUCCGACCGAAAAGCUAUUUGUUGAACACACUAAUACAGCUACAGAUUAUCAAGUACUCUAUAAUUGGAUUGGAAUGUGUUGAUAUUGUCAUUUAGGGAAUUUUUGGCUGGGACCGUUUUAGUAUUAACCGUCUUGCUACUAGAGCAUUUUUGCUUAUUACCGUAAAGGUAAUACGUUCUACUUUACUUAAUUAAGGAGAGCGUCUGGUGUAAAGUGCUCAAAACGAAAGUUAUUUUGUUUUACCAUUUUGAAGACAAGGCAGCAAUAGAUCUUUUAUGUAAUGUUAGGAUCGCUUUAUACAUUCAUUGUGUACGAACAAAAAAUGAUUUCAGUCACACAGUGCCACACAUACGAGCAUUCCAAGAGUAGACGUCCAACUAUUUCCAAGUCGAGGAGUGCCGCGACGAACACGAAAACUUUUGAUAAAAUUUUCUGAUACGGGAAAUUCAAUAAGUUUUGUAAAGCUUAGGCUUCUAGUUAGUCGAUGAACCACAAAAAAUAGAAAAAAGUUCGAGUUUCGGAAAAUGGCUUCAGGAAAUCGCAAAAUCUCAUAUUUUACUGUUAAAUUCGCACAUUUUUCUUCAAAAUAACAGGAAAAAAAUUAAUUCAGUUUUCUGUGGAUCAUCGACGGGCUACACAUAUUGGGCAUCCUCAUAAAAUAAUCAAGUCAAUUCGUUGAUUAGUUUUUGAGUUAUCGUGUUCACCAAAUUGAAAAACGCGGUUUCGAGAAAAACGCUAUUAAAGGAUGUCCCACAUCAAAUUGCAUCAUGGAAAAAACGCUGUAGAAAAUAACCCAUUAGGUAUUUUCUCUUGAAAAUUUGAGUAUAAGUAGUUUAGAGUGUAUUAUUUACACUGUAUUUUUAUCGCUGUCAGUUUUUUGAAAAAUGUUACCGGUAGAUUGAAAUCUGCGUGUGUUAUAGCAAAUGCGCGUGGAAUGCAUAGCUGUUUAAAAAAACAAAAGAAGUUCAGCGUGGUCACCGAGAUUGCAGGAGACUUUUCUAGAGGUUCAAUAUUAACAAUUAAGCGGAUAAAAAAGAAGUCGAUUAUUUUCGCCCUCUACACCAGAUGCCCACCACACCGAUGAUGGCCCAUUUCAUCGACUCAAAGCAUGAUUGAGAAUGACGUAUGCAAUGCAUACAAGAGCAACAAGUGAUUUUUGAUGUAUUAGGUUUAGCAUCAACCCUCUUAGCAUCAAACCAACAUAACCUCAUAAUAAGAGCCGGAUGUAUAUGGGAGUGACGUAGGGUGACCAUUAGACUGGUUCAAUUUUUGACUUUUAGCUCCACCAGGCUUUUCUGAUUCCUUUCAUGGUCCUUAGUAAUUGUGCAAGUUUUGGUACCUAAUAGCUACAUUGUUAUACCAGUGUAAACUAGACUUUCCACCCACCGCUCGCGUAUGGCAGAUACAGCUAUUCAAACAGGGUUGCUAUGAUUAAUAAUAAAAUCCACUUGUUUUGAAGUCAUGCUGCUUCUUUAGUUAAUAACUUUUCUCAGAGAAUUUUCAUAAACUUUUAAUGUUCCACGAAUGUGUUUAGUAGAAGAUUAUCUUUAGAAAUAUAUAGUGUUCUGAUUAAUUGAUUGAUAAAGUGAUAUUUUAAGAUUUUUUUCAAUGUUAACCGAUUUUCCAUACAAACUUCCAUAUAAACUUUGAAAUUUUUGGAGGGUCCGUAGACACAACCAAUCGGUACCAAAAUUUGCACAAUUACUAAGGACAAUGAAAGGAAUCAGAAAAGCAUGUUCCGACCAGAGUUUCAACUCAUUACAAAACUGGUUGGGGUUAGGUUGGGUACUGGCAACGUUUUGGUAUUGUAGAAUGCCUCCCGUCCAAUGUUACAACAACCAAAUCUGUACACGGCAAAAAAAUCGUUUAUGAUUUCAUGAAAAAAGAUCACGAUUUCGUAAACUGAACGAUUACGAAAACCAUGAUCAAGUGACCUGAAAUUAUGAAUAAAAAAUCUCGUAUUCAUAAAACUAUUAGUGUUUCCAAAAAAAAUAGUUCGCUUUGACUUGCGAAUGUUAGGUGAGGUUACUGUUGUUGUUCCCUGGACAUGUUUAGUUUUUGUUAUGAUUCUUCUUUAUAAUUUGGGAAUACACAGCCAUGAUGUUCAUGGUGCUUAUUCGCGAUUUUUGUGAUUUCUCAUCGCGUUACCGUGGUAUUUUAUUCUUGAGUUUACUAUUGGAUUUUUCUGUUAGACUAGCGGAAUUUAUGAUCAGGAUUUCAGGAUCUUGGUCGCGGUUUUAGUAAUUUCUAUUCACGUUAUCAUAAUAUUUUAGUCAUGAGCAGAGUGAUUCAUAUUCAUGAUUACAGGAUCUUUCACGAUUUUUGUUGUUUUAAUCACGAGUAAUGUGAUUUAUUUUCAUGGUUUCAGGAACUUUGUCAUGACGUUCAUAAUCUCUAUUGACGUUGUCGUGAUAUUUUUAUCACGAGUAGAAAUUUAUGUUGAUUUAUGUUCAUUAUCUCAGGAUCUUAGUCACAAUUUUCGUAAUUUCUGUUCACGUUAUCGUGAUGUUUUAUUAUAGAGCUUCGAAUGUGACACGUGGAGUAAUAUGACUCAUAACCAUGAUAUCAGCAGUUUUAUCAUGAUAUUCGUAAUUUCUCGUCGCUUUGUCGCGAUAAGGAAUAUUUGUUCCUUGUGCUGAAAUGACUGCCCAAAACUGGCAUUCUGAAUUCUUAUUGCGAAUUGUUGAUUCUCAACCCUCAUAAAUGACUUAAAAGUCAUCAUUCACUCAGACAAGAUCAUGCGUAUUCUCCAAGUUUAAAUAAUUUUCUCCUUAAUGGAGAAAAAAUAGUUUUUACCAAAAUUGUUCUCCACUAAGGAGAAAUAUAGCAUAGUGCAUCUUGCAUUGGCUUGCUAAGCCAAACCAAUUGUUUUGAUUUCAUUAGUUCUCAUCAGCUUAAAAUGAGAUCCUUUUCUUGUGGGCUAUCACGCUUGAAAGGGGUUCGUUACAUGAAUACAAAUUGCGUCUCCGUUUUUUGGAGCUAGCUUCAAACCGGCGCUAGCUUAGUCUUGUCGCUAAGUUAGUGUCGGAUUUUGAUGAAAUGAAGUCAAACGCAAAUUUCCACAACUAAUUUACUUAUCAAAUGAAUAACGAUGUUUUAAGUCCAUGUUAUUCGGAAUUGUUUAUAGAAAUUUGAGCAAUGUUUCUAUUUUACAUUCCAUUGGGAAACUGCUUCGUGUAACUUUGCAGUCUUGAUGUGCAAAACAAUAUCUGGGCUAGUGCUACGAUCCUACCGACCGUUGUUAAUACUGGCCUGCUGAGAUUUACACUCUAAACUGCCAGAUGAGGACAAGCUCAGGCUUUUUAAAUUAUAUUAAUACUUAAAAAUUGGCUAAAAAGGAUUGAGGUUCGUCGGCGUAAGAAUAACUAAACUAAAAUAAUUACUCCAGAAAAAAUGGCUUUUUGCUCGGGAUUUUACGUCGAAGGUUCCUUUGAACUACUCUUUCACUCUUCAAGUUUAUAUCCGAUUUUUACAGUCUAGGUUGAAUCCAAUAAUGACGUGGCAUUUUAACACCCCACUCCUCCAGUGCCGUCUUUACGUAUGGGCACGCUAGACCGGGGUCCACUGUUGGAGCCAUGAAAAUUUCAAAAGAAAAGAGCGGCUCAAUCUCUAUUUGUUCGGAAAAACAUUUUGAGUGGCAUUCUUGGAUUAAUGUACAGAUCACAAGUAGAACAUUCUUGAGCUGCUGAUUUCAGUUUUGGUUAAAGCGGAUUAAUGUCAAACGUAAAGAUAAAUUAUGAGUCACGGCGACAGACACUCAACCAAGAAGGUUUGAAAAUGAACCAUCCUGAUUCUAAUUAUUUCAAGGGAAUUCGCUAACACAAUAUUGAUUGAUUUCAAACCAAGUGGAAUUUUUAUUGUAAAACAAAAUGUGGUUUUCCUGAAGUCACAUUGUGUCCAGUUCCAUCACAUCAGAAACGCGGUACUGCUCUCGUGCAAUAUGUUAGGAAUAACACUUUUGUUAGCCCCAUAAUUUAAAAAUGAAGAUAAUUGUUUGUUAAUUACAUUCGUUCAAAGACAUCUUCGUAUUGAAAUCUGAUUUUUUUGACAUAUUUUUACUUGGUUUUCAUGGAUUGUCAUAGUGUUAGGUCAGCCUUAUUAUAAUACUUGGUCAAAUGGAACGUACAAACGAACAGCGUGCACAUGCACCUCUGAUUUCAAUUAGCUCAGUUCGAUGUAAAACACUUCAAACUGACUGCUAUUGAAGUAGUAUAUAUCAUGUGUACUUCUAGUAUAUUAGAUAUUUUUUAGCUUUAGAACUAAAGGCUGUCCAUCAAACUAUUGCACUACGUAGAAACCAUGCCCAAAAGUUGGCGACGUUUUUGAAGUACGAUCCCUGCCUCGGUUCAUAAUUUCGGUUGUGACAUAAAUCUGGCUUCGUUUGCCGUAACUGUAGAUUGCUUGCCAGACAAAAGAAAUCCUGGCCAAUUUCGAAUUAUUGUAUUUUUCGGCGAUAUUAAAUUUAUCUCUGACGGUAAAUAUCAGGUACUCUCGAACAGAGUUAAAAAUAAUCGAAGCUCUCUUUUGACGGCUGAAAAUGAACCUGACGCGACUCGCGGUGAAUAGAAAAAAUAUUCAUUCAAAUAUCCAUCCUUAUUCAUUCAGUUGAAUAUCGUACAAUAUAUUCAUUUCACUAAUUAUCUAGGAAAAUGAUUUCAAAUGCAGGUAAAGCAUAUGAGACAACAAUCAUCAUCGCUUACAUUGUGCCAGGGCUUACUUUGAUGCGUUUGAUCCGUUCCUGCACGGUCGCUUCGUGUAAUAAUCGGAGCGAAUGAAAAUGUGCAUGGAUGAAUGGGCGGUUUGUUCGUUUGACGUUUUCAGCUGUGUCACCGAAUAUUGAAAAUGAAUGCGGCUGAAUAUGAUCAAUUUUCAUUCAAUGAAUUUGAAUAUUUUUAACUCUGCUCUCGAAACCGUUUCUAAGUUUGCGAUAGGAUAAUUUGGAUAUUUUCGAAUUCUUGCGAUGUGUGUGCUGAAUUUUCUUACGUUUGAUUGGCUGAAUUUUUUGGUUAUGUUAAUUGUAAGAAAGACAUCUAUUCAAAUUUACCAAACUGUACAAGGAAAUUUCACCAAAUUUACAGAAUAUGAACAUAACAAGUUAAACCGUAUUUUAACAAAAUUUGAUUAUUAUGUAAAAUUCGGAGAAGACUUGUGGUUUAAUCUGGAUAGCAUUGAGAGUGAGAAACCCAGAAAGUUUGAUGAAGGAUGAAACAAAAAAAAAUCUAAAUGGACAAUUAUGAAUUUUUCCCAUAUUUUAUCCGUUGUUUCAAAACUAGCAAUAUUUUCCCAUCUAUAUCUUGAAAGUUUCAUGAAGUGCGAAGAAUUCUUCGCUGACCUGGAUAAUGGAGUUCGAAUGGUGAAUUUGCUGUAAAUCUGUCCUACUCCAAUAGUCCAAUAUUCCUCCUUCUUGACCAAGAGGCUCUCUAUCCUCAAACAAUGCAAUGUAAUGUAACUAAGAAGGUCAAUUUACUAUUGUUAAUUCUGUUAACUGCGUAUUCAAUUAUACGGUCACUAUAAAGUGAAACACUACGCAAAUUUCUAGACUUCAAUUGUUUUCUUAUCUUUUCAAACGCCAUCACAAAAUAUCCCAUUUUGGAACCCCUGAAGUAAACUACGAUAUGCUGAUUUCCACUAUGUGAUUAUAUUCAUAUUAUAUUACAUAUUCAUCGAACGCAGUGGCGUAGCCAGAAAUUUGGUUUGGAGGGGGUUUUGAUGAAAAUCGCAAUUUUUUUGAAAAAAUGCUAAAAUUUAAUAUGAGUUUGAUAAAUUAUUGAAAACUCAAAAACAUAAGUAGUCUAACAGAUGUCAUUCUAGUCUACAAACAAGAAGGAUCAACAUGGAACAGUUUUCAAACCUCUAUAGAUUAUUUUCUUGUAUAAUAUGUCAAUGAAGUCAAAAAUUGCGAUCUUUUAAAGUGGGAUAAAUGAUCUAAAAAAUUUUCAACGUUCAAGAUCACCUAAUAUAAUAAUCCUUGACUUUGAAAGUUUGACAACUUUGGGAAGUUAUCAACAUAAAACAGCGUCUGCUUUGAUAUAGAAAUUUUAGUGAUUAACUCUCAUAGAGGUAAUUAUGGUGAAUAAUUUUUCAAAAAUAUUAAGAGACAUGGUGCCUUCAGUAAAGUUUUUGAUAAUGUCAUUUCAAACAAUUUUGUUGAAAAUAUUGUUGAAGGCUACAUGAAUUCAACAUAUAGGGAUUUAAAUGGACUGUGCCUGCUAUAUUUCUUCUUAGUGAAGAAAAAUUUAGGUGAAAACUAUUUUUUUCUGCGCUACGGAUAAAAUUGUUUGAAACAAUCAUUGCGAAUUGAGAACACAAAACCUAUAACUAAAUUAUGGAUGGAUGGAACUGAAACUUGCGUUUCGACUUCAUCUCAUCAGAAUCCGACACUAACUUGGUGGGCGGACUAAGCUUGCGCCGAAUUGAUGCUAGCUCCUGAAAAUGGAAUCACUCUUUGUGUUUUUGAGUCCUUUUAAUAUCUGGAAAUUAUUUGUUUUAUAUCCAGUUCCCUUAUUUUUUUUGUAAGCUUCAAAGGCACCUUGAACGCAAUGUGAAUUUAUUAUUUAAUUACCGCAGAAGAGAUUUAUCAAAACAGUAAUUUCAGAAUAGCUUGUUGUAAAGGUUUUCUACUACUAUAUUUCGAUACUCUGAAUAUGUGGGAUAUUUAUGUCUUUGACAAAGUUGUUUGAAAUAGCACUUUCGAAAACUUUGCUGGAGACAUUAAGUCUCGACCCAAAUUUGGUUGAAGACUAAUUCUUGUCUAUAAUUACUUCUAGGAGGAUUCACCGUCAAAAUUAUUCUAUCAGCGGAUGAACAGUUUUACGUUUUGAAAUUCUUUAAUGUUACUUAACAUCGAAAUUUGGCAGUUUCGAAUGAAUGUGAUCGUGACCGUUAAAAAUUUAUCGAGCAUUAAUUUUACUUUUCUUCAUUAGUCAACCUCACAACUUGCAGUACUAGUAUGUAGCACACAAAAUUUUAGUUCGCCAUUCAUUGCAUCCUGCUAAGAGGCUAUUCAUAUAGUUGAUAAUACAACAAAAAUCCAAUGCUCAUAAAACCGAUCCUGACCUGCUAGAGACAAAAUUACAUCAGCUUUCAACUAGUUUCUGAAAUGUUAUUCUUGUUGUUAACCAUAUUGAAUUGUUGUCUAAACUCUACACAAUCUAAAAAAAUACAUUUUCAGCAAAUGUUGAAAUGUAUGUAAGUUUUCGGUAAACAAGCUUAUGUUUUAUAUGCAAUCAACCUAUUCAAAUUUAGAUUCCCAUUCGUAAAAUUGUCUCUAAUCCAUAUUUUGAAGCAUCUUUCCAAAAAUGAGCUCAUAAUAAUUCAGACAGUUAUUUUAUUUUACAUUGAAGUAAUUUGACAACCAAGGGGUUUUUGGCUAAGAGAUAAGUUACAAGAUCCCCUUCCCCCAAUUUUCAAAAAGUUCUCAUGACGCUUUAAACACAGUUCUCAAUGUAGUGAUCAGAGAAUAUUUUUCCAAAAAUAUUUUGUGAAAUAUUAAAUUAAAUUCGUCAGCAUCAAUUUUUUUUUUCAAUCCAAUUAAUUUUGGUUUGGG
Molecule: messenger RNA, 13600 nt
Organism: Topomyia yanbarensis
Lineage: Eukaryota; Metazoa; Arthropoda; Insecta; Diptera; Culicidae
Gene: Teh1
Product: protein tipE
Exons: 5
Coding region: 1595-2437 (280 amino acids)
Biological process (GO): regulation of sodium ion transport
Molecular function (GO): sodium channel regulator activity
Source: RefSeq, a predicted model, not a curated record